Messenger RNA from Trichoderma harzianum CBS 226.95, 2442 nucleotides. RefSeq lists its product as hypothetical. The transcript is spliced from 6 exons. The record is from RefSeq and is a predicted model, not a curated record. Lineage: Eukaryota; Fungi; Ascomycota; Sordariomycetes; Hypocreales; Hypocreaceae. The coding region runs from base 1 to 2442 and encodes 813 amino acids. Gene Ontology annotation, biological process: regulation of transcription by RNA polymerase II. Gene Ontology annotation, cellular component: nucleus.
AUGAAUCGGGAUUCUCAAUUCCACAGCUCCAACUCUCAGGAGCCAUACAACAUCUUCCAAUUUUAUAACACAGAUGGUCCCUGGAUUCCUCCGGGUGUCAUCCAGCCAGCAGACACGCUAAAUUCCUCAUCUCGUCCGUCUGCUUAUAAUAGCGGAGCGCCCAGCUUUCACGGUUACAGGAGCACUGGCUUGCCCUCUGAUUGCGGCACCGCUCCAGACGACUCCGGCUAUGGAGGUACUCGUUCAGCAUAUAGCUACGCUGAGAGCGUCGCGGGGAAUGACCGGUGUGCGGAAAACGCCUACCUAGAGGCUCCGGCAGAGAUGAUUGGCGACUUGACCAUCAACCCGAUGUAUCCGCCAUCUCAAAUGCAACAUCAUCAAGCUGCCACUGUAGAAUUCCUAUGUAACCACUGUGGUCAAUCUUGCAAGACGAAAUCGGAGCUCAAGAAGCACAGCGCCAGACAUGAAAAACCAUACAAAUGCACCUACGAAACUUGUUCCAAGGCUAAACAGGGGUUCAGUACGCCCAACGACCUAGCUAGACACAAGAAAACUGUCCAUCGCGAGCACAAUGAGAACGACCCUAUUUAUAUCUGCCACCAUGGCGGCUGUUCUAGAAAGAAGGAAAAGCUAUGGCCAAGAGCUGACAACUUCCGGAGUCAUCUGUCCCGUUCUCAUAACAUAAAUCUCAAAGCAGACAGUGAUCUUGGAGAAUACCGCCACAAACCGAAUACGGCAAAGCCACUUGGAAUCCAAGACAAGACACGAUCAACUGCUCAUGUAAACCCCGGACAUCGACCGAUGCGGCUGCAAGACGCCCCUCCUGUAUAUACGUGCCCUCAUCAUACGUGCCCCCAAGCAAAAAGGAAGACGUGGCCAACAGCCGACGACCUUCGGGCUCAUUUAUCUCAUGACCAUAACUUACAGCUUGACGAUGAUCUCAAGGGUUACCACUUCCAAUUAGGAGCAACAGAGGCGCACACUCUUCGAGGUGUUGGAUCCUCAAUCGCUGAUGUUGACCCGGAGCCCCGACCGGCGCAACUGCAGGAUUCUCCUGACUUGCGGGGCGACCAAGUUUCAACAACUGCCUCGGGUCAGGUACAAAACGAAUCCUCAAAGCAAAGUGACCUGCCACUAACCCAGACGUGUCUGACAAGCGGGGAUAGACCGCCGCAGAUGCGGUCAAGUAUCUUAGAUGCCCUGAAAAUGUCAUCAGUCCCUGGCUCUGACACUCUUGCCAGCCAACCUAUCGUUGAUUUGACAUGUGCAGAUGACGUUUCUCUUGGAGAGUCCGAAGCUAUGCUGCCUCACGAUGAAGUAACGCCAGAACCAUUUGAUCAUGAAGGAGAUGAUAUCAUUGAAGAUGAAGAAACACUCGAUCGCCAAGAACCCGUGAUGCUUCAGAUUACUUCACCCACCGCAUCAGUUCAGCUCAAGGCUGACAGUCCUCAAGAUGGGAUCACCCAGUCCCUAAUUGCAACACAGACGCCUAGUCAGGUUCUUGAAGCAUCCACAGAGGCGCCACCAGCCGACACGCCCACUUUCGAACCAUAUAAGGCUUCGGGGCUGUUCCCUCUUCUCGAAAAUGUUCCGACGGGACAAAUUCUCUCGUUUCUCAGAAACAACAUCCCCAAAGAUCUACUAGAGAAGGCCCUAAAGCCUGAGGACCCAUCGGCAAGUGGGAAUGAUGAUUCGAGUGAUCCAGGGGAGCACCAGAAAGCAGAGAUAAUCUGUCCAGAGUGUAGGAAAGCUUUUUAUCGAAAUUGCGAACUUAGGAAGCAUAUGAAACGACAUGACAAGCCCUACGGGUGUACCUACAAAACGUGUUGCAAGAAGUUUGGCAGCAAGAAUGACUGGAAAAGACACGAGAGUAGCCAGCAUUUCCAGCUCGAAUCCUGGAACUGUAAUUUGGACGGCUGUGACAAAGUGCUGCCUCGUCGAGAGCUAUUCAAAUGGCAUCUCAUCAAUCAUCACAAGGUACAAGACAGCCAAAAGAUCGACAAAUUGCAGGAGGAGCGCAGACUGGGUCGACACUGUGAUCCACGCUUCUGGUGCGGGUUCUGUGAUAAAUUCGUUGAGAUCACGGGAGAGGUUGUCAACUCCUGGACCAAGAGGUGCGACCACAUUGAUAGCCACUUGUUUGGCAAAGACGGGCUGGAGAAGAAAAACAUGCUCCAGUGGCACUACCUUGAAGAUAAAUUGGCAGAGGGAGAACCUGAAGCAAAAGUGGCAGAGAGUUCAUCGAAAGCCAGCAAGAAGCGGAAGGCUACAGAGGAUGUGAGCUCGCGUCCAGCCAAGAGAACCAACAUUAGUUGGAUUUGUGAAGCCAUUUGCGGCUUCCACGUCGACCCAGGCGCUUCGUCGGACAUAUUGAAUCCUAUCCUGGUGAAGCUUGACGCCAAUGCCAUGUCGAACCGAGGCCAGAAGUUCCUCGGGGCUUGA